CGGCCGGACGCGGAGAGCGCGGCACCCACCGGUUCGGUUCGUGGCGCGAGAUGGCGCGGGGAGGCGGCAAGGCAGCCAUAGUGCUGUGUAUGGAUGUAGGCUUUGCAAUGAGCAAUUCUGCUCCUGGAGAGGAGUCUCCAUUUGAACAAGCCAAGAAGAUGAUGACCAUGUUUGUGCAGCGACAGGUGUUUGCUGAGAGCAAAGAUGAAGUCUCUGUAGUUUUGUUUGGCACAGAUGGCACGGAGAAUACCCUUGCCAGUGGUGAUCAGUAUCAGAACAUUACUGUACAAAGACACCUGAUGCUACCAGAUUUUGAUUUGCUGGAGGACAUACAAAACGCGAUUCAACCAGGCUCUGAACAAGCAGACUUCCUGGAUGCACUUGUCGUGUGCAUGGACUUGCUUCAAAAGGAAACAAUAGGAAAGAAAUAUGAGAAACGACACAUUGAGGUGUUUACAGACCUUAGCAGUCCCUUCAGUGAGGAUCAGCUGGAAAUCAUCAUCGCUAACUUGAAGAAAACAGGAAUCUCUCUGCAAUUUUUCUUGCCGUUUCCAGUGGAUGAUGAAGAGGGAAGUGGGGAUACAGGUGAUGGUCGACAUUCUGAUAUGUACAGAAAUUCUUUUCCAAGGAAAGGCUUAACCGAACAGCAGAAAGAAGGCAUCUGUAUGGUGAGAAAAUUGAUGUUUGCUUUAGAGGAAGAAGGAGGCCUAGAUGAAAUUUACACUUUCAGAGAGAGCCUGGAGCGUCUUUCAAUGUUUAAGAAAAUCGAAAGAAGACCUAUGGCUUGGCCCUGCCAGCUAACUAUAGGUUCUAAUCUGUCUAUAAGGAUUGUGGCAUAUAAAUCACUCACGGAAGAGAAGCUGAAAAAGUCCUGGACUGUUGUGGAUGCCAAGACCUUAAAAAAAGAAGAUGUGCAAAAAGAGACUGUCUACUGCUUGAACGAUGAUGAUGAAACAGAAGUUCCGAAAGAUGAUCUUGUUCAAGGGUUCCGCUAUGGGAGCGAUAUAGUUCCUUUCUCUAAAGUAGACGAGGAGCAAAUGAAAUACAAAACCGAAGCAAAGUGUUUUUCUGUAUUAGGAUUCAGCAGAUCAUCUCAGAUCCAGAGGCAUCACUACAUGGGCAACCAGGUUCUGAAGGUCUUUGCAGCGAAAGAUGAUGAGGCUGCAGCAGUUGCUCUUUCUGCUCUGAUUCAUGCUUUGGAUGAGUUGGAUGUCGUGGCCAUAGUACGUUAUGCUUAUGACAGAAGAUCUAAUCCUCAGGUUGGCGUAGCCUUUCCAUGUAUCAAGGAUGCAUAUGAGUGUCUGAUAUAUGUGCAGUUACCCUACAUGGAAGACUUACGACAAUACAUGUUUUCCUCUUUGAAAAACAAUAAAAAGUACACUCCUACAGAGGAUCAGUUAUCUGCAAUUGACUCUCUCAUUGAUUCUAUGAGUUUGGUUUAUGAAGAUGAUGAUGGGGAGACAACCGAAGACAUAUUUAAAACCAGCAAAAUACCAAACCCUCAGUUUCAGAGGUUAUAUCAGUGCCUGCAGCAUAAGGCUUUUCAUCCUGACCAGCCAUUGCCACCCAUUGAACAGCACCUUUUAGAAAUGUUGGAGACACCUCAAGAGGUGAGAGAAAGGUGCCAGGCUCCACUUGAAAAAAUAAAGGCACUUUUUCCCCUGAAAGAUGCUGGCAAGAAGAAAGAACAGAAGACUGCUCAAGAUGUCUUCAAAGACAACAAUAAAGAUGGACCCAGUACUAAAAAGGCAAAUGCUGAAAAUGAAGAAGGCAUCUUUAGCAUCGCAAACCUUGCCGAAGGCAAUGUCACCACUGUUGGGAGUAUUAACCCAGCAGAAAACUUCCGUGUUCUAGUGAGGCAAAAGAAUGCUAACUUCAAGGAAGUGAGCCAGCAGCUGGUAAACCGCAUUGAACAGUUUUUGGAAGCUAAAGGUUUACAGUACUACAUGAAGAGCAUCAACUGUAUUAGAGUUUUCAGAGAAGAGGCCAUUAAGCUGUCAGAGGUGCAGUGCUUUAAUGAUUUCCUGCAGGCCCUAAAAGAAAAGGUGGAAGACAAAACCUUAGCUGAUUUCUGGGAAAUUUUAAUUCAAGAUGGAAUUUCUUUGAUCACCAAAGAUGAAGCAGAAGGUAGUUCAGUGACUAGUGACGAAGCCAAAAAGUUCUUGGCCCCCAAAGAAAAACCAGCUGAAGCUCCAUCAGUGGCUGGUGAAGGUGGUGAUGUGGAUGAUUUACUGGACAUGAUGUAAGUGGCUGAAGAACUCUGUUGCAGGGGGCAUAAAAUAGCCAUUGAAAAGAAGAUAGAUCAUCCAUUCUUCUAUCGGUAGAAGUUGCUUGAGAGAGAACAGCAGUUUCAAAGGCACUUCUGUUUGGUAUAAACCUCAGAGCUGAAUCAUCUGCAGUUAGUACAAGACUUAAUUAUAGAUUAUUUCAAUCUUCUGUACAUUUUCUGUAGUAAAUCUUUUUUCUAAAAAGAAGUUGUUUCACACUCAAUAUUGUAAUGUUGCUAUAUUUCAGAUUCCAGCUAAACACCACUAAUUUUAGUGAGGGCGAGUGUUAGUGUCUUACAUCAUUAGUGUAUUGUUUGGAGAGAAUGAAGUAUGGAGGUUGGUGUGAGAUCUCAAGAUAAUAUAGAGGAACUUUUAGUAAGAGUAAAUCAGUAGCUUCCUUAUUCUAAAGGAAGAAAGACAUUACUUUUCAUGGUCUCUCUCAAGUCAGGAAAGGGAAAACAAGUAGGUAUUUUGGGCUAAAAAGAGUAACUUAAAAAAUGUCCAGUCCACGGAUUCAUAAUGUAUUCACUCAAAAUAUAAAACUGAAUCUACAGUACACAGCAAAACAUUUCCAUCAUGUUGGUUUGUCACAGUAUAUCCAAAUCGGUGAUUGUUCUCUUGUUUUUCUUGUUUGGAUCCUCUCCAGCAUGAAACAGUAAAAGUGUUUAAAAGUCA
Messenger RNA from Gopherus evgoodei (Goodes thornscrub tortoise), 2942 nucleotides. It is a transcript of the gene XRCC5, whose product is annotated as X-ray repair cross complementing 5. Gene Ontology annotation, biological process: telomere maintenance; double-strand break repair via nonhomologous end joining; DNA recombination. The transcript has 21 exons. The coding region runs from base 51 to 2246 and encodes 731 amino acids. Lineage: Eukaryota; Metazoa; Chordata; Testudines; Testudinidae. Gene Ontology annotation, molecular function: damaged DNA binding; double-stranded DNA binding; telomeric repeat DNA binding. The record is from RefSeq and is a predicted model, not a curated record. Gene Ontology annotation, cellular component: nucleus; Ku70:Ku80 complex.